CUGAGAUCAUGGAAGGGAAGUGGUUCCUGUGCAUAUUACUGGUCCUGGGAACUGCUGUCACUCAGGCUCAUGAUGGACAUGACGAUGAUGUGAUUGACGUUGAGGAUGACCUUGACGAUGUCAUUGAGGAGGUGGAAGACUCAAAGCCAGACACCAGCACUCCUCCUCCGUCUCCAAAGGUCACCUACAAAGCUCCAGUUCCAACAGGGGAAGUGUUUUUUGCUGAUUCCUUUGACAGAGGAACUCUGUCAGGGUGGAUUUUAUCCAAAGCCAAGAAAGAUGACACCGAUGAUGAAAUUGCCAAAUAUGAUGGGAAGUGGGAGGUCGAUGAAAUGAAGGACUCUAAGCUUCCAGGUGACAAAGGACUUGUGCUGAUGUCUCGGGCCAAGCAUCAUGCCAUUUCUGCUCAACUGAACAGGCCCUUCCUGUUUGACACCAGGCCUCUCAUUGUUCAGUAUGAGGUUAAUUUCCAAAAUGGAAUCGAAUGUGGUGGUGCUUAUGUGAAACUGCUUUCUAAAACACCAGAACUCAACCUGGAUCGGUUCCAUGACAAGACCCCUUACACGAUUAUGUUUGGCCCAGAUAAAUGUGGAGAGGACUACAAGUUGCACUUCAUCUUCCGCCACAGAAACCCUAAAACGGGUGUUUAUGAAGAAAAGCAUGCGAAGAGGCCAGAUGCCGAUCUGAAGGCCUACUUUACUGAUAAGAAAACGCAUCUUUACACGUUAAUCUUGAAUCCAGAUAAUAGUUUUGAGAUAUUAGUUGAUCAGUCUGUUGUGAACAGUGGAAAUCUGCUGAGUGACAUGACUCCUCCUGUAAACCCUUCGCGUGAAAUUGAGGAUCCAGCAGACCAGAAGCCAGAGGAUUGGGAUGAAAGACCGAAAAUACCAGAUCCAGAGGCUGUCAAGCCAGAUGACUGGGAUGAAGAUGCCCCUGCUAAGAUUCCAGAUGAAGAAGCCACAAAACCAGAAGGCUGGUUAGAUGAUGAGCCUGAAUAUAUACCUGAUCCAGAUGCAGAGAAGCCUGAGGAUUGGGAUGAAGACAUGGAUGGAGAAUGGGAGGCUCCUCAGAUUGCCAACCCAAAAUGUGAGUCAGCCCCUGGGUGUGGCGUCUGGCAGCGACCUCUGAUUGACAACCCUAAUUAUAAGGGCAAGUGGAAGGCUCCCAUGAUUGACAACCCCAACUACCAGGGAAUCUGGAAACCCAGAAAAAUACCAAAUCCCGAUUUCUUUGAAGAUUUGGAACCUUUCAGAAUGACUCCCUUCAGCGCUGUUGGCUUGGAGCUAUGGUCCAUGACCUCUGACAUCUUUUUUGACAAUUUUAUCAUCUGUGCUGAUCGGAGCGUGGCUGACGAUUGGGCCAGUGCCGGAUGGGGCCUGAAAAAGGCUGCUGAUGGAGCAGCUGAGCCGGGUGUCGUGGGGCAGAUGAUUGAGGCAGCCGAAGAGCGCCCUUGGCUCUGGGUGGUCUACAUUCUGACUGUAGCUCUGCCUGUGUUCCUGGUCAUCCUCUUCUGCUGUUCUGGAAAGAAACAGCCCAGUUCUGUGGAGUACAAGAAAACUGAUGCUCCUCAACCAGAUGUGAAGGAAGAGCAAGAAGAGAAGGAGGAGGAGAAGGACAAGGCAGAGGAGGAGGAGGAAGAGGGUGAAGAAAAACUUGAAGAGAAACAAAAAAGUGAUGCUGAAGAAGAUGGUGGCACCGUCAGUCAAGAGGAGGAAGAGAGAAAACCUAGAGCGGAGGAGGAUGAAAUUUUGGACAGAUCACCAAGAAACAGAAAGCCACGAAGAGAGUGACACAAUCUUAAGAACUUGAUCUGUGAUUUCCUCUCCCUCCUUCCCCCUGCAAGAGUGGUCCUGGAGAGGACCUGGCACACCUUAGGUCGAAACUCAGAAAACCUCAAGACGCCACCAUCAGCAGGCUCCAGUCAAACACUAGUCUGUACCUUUAAACAUCUAGCAGUAAAUACUUGCAGUUGUGGCAUAAAGGACCCUGUUUCUGUAGAAAAAGAAUACAUUUAACAUAAUGGUUGUGAAAUGUAACAUGAAGCAACUAACUUGUAUUUUUUGUUGUUUUUAAACAUCUUUGUUUUUUAAUAGAAUGAUAGAACUUUGCCAGUCUUUAAAAUCUUGGCUUAAUUUAAUAUAUUAAUCUGUCCAUGCAGAAAUAACACCAACAGUUAAAAAUGCUAGGGGGAUAAGUUGCAGUUUCUAUAACAGAUUUUUUUUUUAAGUUUGGUAUUAAAAGACAUUCAAGUGUCUCUGUCCCUUCAGGCUGAUAAUCAUGUUUAAGUGCAGUCAUUUGUGGUUAGAAUCUUGUUUUGCUUGCUUCCAGUACUCAAUUCCUCCUACGGAAAUUGAGGACAGGGAUUGGAUGGAAGCCCAAAUUUAUAUAAAAGUUUCGUUUAAGUUGUGUUCAAAAUAGACAUACAAAAAGAAAAAAAAAACUUUUCAUUUGAUACUGGUUAGACCAGAAAGUGCAUGUGUUCUGUUGCCCUUGGAACCGCUGGGUUCCCAGACAGCUGCAUAGUUAGUGGAGGAGAUGGCUUCAGGUGGCCCUUGGGCAUCCAUACUCCGCCCUCAGAGUGGGGGCUUGUUGAGGACCCUAGCUUGGGAGUAGUUGUCUUCAUCACUCUCUCACCGUGUUGACGCUGUUUCCCUGCCUCUCCCACCCCCAGCUUUCUCUGCUGUGCAUUUUCUUCACAGCACAGCUUGCAGUCUGUUGCUGAAAGUGAUGGUAAGCUCUGUCUCAUGCUGAGCUUGAUGGCGAUUACAUGUAUGCUGUUUCUUCUUUAAAGCAGACCCACACCUUUCCAGGGUCCAGGUACAGGGGAGAAUAUGAUCAUUCAUUUUUGUCCAUUUCUUUUACUCUGUGUGAAGACUUUAGAAGUCCAGUCAAGAGGCGAGCCAAUCCAGAGCUGACUGUAAUUGAACACAGGCUAAAGUAUUUGUAGGAGCCUCAUGAAGCAUGAGUUAUCUGAUUUUUGUAGCUGCUAAGUAUUUUAAGCCUUCAUUUGCAAGUCAUGUAAGAGUUUCGUCUUAAGUUACACAAUAAUGCAGUCCCAUUCAAACUUUUUAAAAAUGUGGCUUGUAGAAUUUUUAAAAAGUGUCUUAGGUUUCUUUUUUCAUGUGGAAUGCAGAUGGGUGCUAUCAGAGCCUCUCCCACACCAUUCUAGUGUAAUACUUUUAUUACACUACACUGAAACGGAUUCAGAAUUAGGUGUUACUUUUAGCUUUAUUCUUUCUUCACAGGUGUUUCAGAUGUACCGAUGAUACUGUUCCUUGCACUGAAUAUAUAAAUGCUCCACGGUGUUUAUACUGGGGAGAUAGUGGGGAGGGGGUAUAUUUGUAAAAGAUGAAGGCUGUAUCCAUUUAUUUUGUUUAUCUUCAUUUUCUUUUUUUUUUUACUGGUUCACCUAAAUUCUUUUGAGGGUGGGAUGCAUUUUUCUUGCUGUUCAGUGCUUUUUCCUUUUCAUCUGUUCUGUGGUCACCGUGACCUUAGCUAUGUAGCAGACUUUCCCAAAUGUUUUGAGUGGAAAUAAACAGUUGUUACUUAGCAAGACCUGAACAAGUCUGCAGGUUUCUCCUUGAAGCAAAUUUGUGGGAUCAGUGUGCAUUUCCAGGGACCUGCCUUCCUCAUUCUCCACGGACAGUGUAUGUCACGCCUCGCUUUCUUCCAGCUGAGCUUUAAAACCAGUAGGUUUAAAUCAUUAGAGUGUUCGUUGCCUUUUCAGGGUUAUUUAGUAAAGUUUGUUCAAAACAAAAUCGCCUUUUCUUGGUUCUUUUUUUCAUUGUUGUGGAAGGUGCAGCAUCCUGAAGACUGUCUGGUGCACUCAGGAAUGCUCAGCGGCCGUUUUCAGCACUUACCAAGGCCCUUCCAUUACGGUUCACACACUGGUUCCUGUUCCACUGUUGUGGAAGUAUGCACUCUAUCAGAUGUGUUCCUUAGUUUUUCUUUUCCACAGAGUACUCUUCGUUUUUUCAAAUUGUCACAUUACUAAAUGGUGUUACAUUAAAGCCGUGUUAAUUGUC
Messenger RNA from Carlito syrichta (Philippine tarsier), 4025 nucleotides. RefSeq names its product calnexin (gene CANX). Lineage: Eukaryota; Metazoa; Chordata; Mammalia; Primates; Tarsiidae. Gene Ontology annotation, molecular function: calcium ion binding. The transcript is spliced from 15 exons. Bases 9 to 1790 code for a protein of 593 amino acids. Gene Ontology annotation, cellular component: endoplasmic reticulum; endoplasmic reticulum membrane. The record is from RefSeq and is a predicted model, not a curated record. Gene Ontology annotation, biological process: protein folding.